AUGGGAGCUCGUAAGCUGUUGAGUGCCUUAAGUCGCAAGUACAUCCUACCUAAUGGCAUCUCUGCUUGCGAGAGAGCAGUUCAAGGCUGCCACUCGUGCAUGCAGCGGAAACCACCGCAGAAGAAGCUCGGCAAGAUGCGAAGUACACCCCCGUCCACCCCAUGGAGCACUGUCGCCCUAGACUUCUGUGGCCCGUACCCCACUAGCGAGUCCGGUAUGCGCUACGUGCUGGUGAUUACCGACCAAUUUACGAAGUGGGUCGAGCUGAUUCCCACCAAGGAUCAGUUGUCCUUGACGGUUGUGCAAGUAUUCUAUGAGCGUAUCAUCUGCAGACACGGAUGCCCCCUUCGAGUCCUUAGCGACAACGGCCCACAGUUCCGUUCGGCGCUCGUGGCCCUUCUAUGCCAAUACUUUGGUAUGCAGAAGAUCUUCUCCUCUGCGUAUUAUCCACAAGGUGAUGGCUAUGCGGAGCGGAUGAUGCGUACUCUCAACAACUCGUUGGCCUCUCUUU
This is a messenger RNA of Gregarina niphandrodes, 511 nucleotides long. RefSeq names its product KRAB-A domain protein. The record is from RefSeq and is a predicted model, not a curated record. The transcript has a single exon. Lineage: Eukaryota; Apicomplexa; Conoidasida; Eugregarinorida; Gregarinidae. Gene Ontology annotation, biological process: DNA integration. The annotation marks the transcript as partial. Gene Ontology annotation, molecular function: nucleic acid binding.